AUGUGGCUCCUAGAGAAGUUCCGUGGUCACUCUGCGUCGGCAGGGGACAAGCAGCAGAACCAGACCGGCCCUGUCUCCAUCUAUACCAACAUCAUCACCCCUGAUAAGAUCCCUGACUUCCUCAUCCCCCCCAAACUCAUCUGCUGCCCUUCAGAGGCAGAGUGCCUAACCCCGGAGACCCAGCCCCGCUCUACUCUGUGCCCCUCCGCCUCGGAGCACAUCAUCUGCAGCCAAACCCAGGGCAACUGCACCCGGAACCCCCGCAGCCCACGCCUGCUCUCCCGCCUGACCGGGGACACCCGCAGCCUAAUGAGGGCCGCUAACCGCCACAUCAUCCAGAUAGAGAGCGCUGACGAACCGGGGAGCGGGGUAGGGGAUGAGGGAGACCCUAACACCAAUGCAGACCCCCAGUCCCAGACAGCCAUGUCCCUGCCUUAUAUCCCUAAGGCCCAGACCUCGUACGGCUUCUCCACACUGGUGGAGAGCCCCCACACCCGCCGCAAGGAGUCCCUGUUCCACAACGACCCCAACAGCCCCCACACCUCCCCGGGCUCCCAGAGACGCACCCAGGCGGGGAACCACCUGACCCCCUCCGACCCAAACCCAUACCGCUAUUUCAGCGGGGGUGAGAGCGACACAUGCUCCUCAGCCGAGUCCUCCCCCUUUACCUCGCCUCUCCUCACCCGCUCUGCCUCCCUCCUCCGAUCCAUCACCCAGGAGACGCAGGCCAAGGUAAACACUAAGGAUGGUAACCAUAAGGAUGAUCACUUUAUUUACAAAGUGUUUUCAAAAUACGUUUAGCUCAGAAUUUCAUGAUACCUUCUAUCUUAUAAUCAUCCAUUCCCAUCCCUGAUUUGAUCUCCCCUCAGGUGUCUCGUGCCAAGCGUACUCUGGCACGCCACAGCUCCCUGUCCACAGACGAGUGCAGCUCAGCCGACAACAGCCCCAACAUGACGCGCCGCCGCCUGCGCUGCCCUCCCUCCCCCGCGUUCCGCGGACGCAAGGGGACCGGCUCCGGGGGGGCAAGCUCAGACCUCCAGCGCGAGCACUCGGUCAACCUCCACAAGGGCGGCACGCUGAGGAUCAGCACACACUACAACGCCGAGACGGCACGGCUGAGGGUUCGAGUGCUCACCGCCGAGGACCUCUAUGACAAACAGACUGACGUGAAGAGCAUCAACUGCUGCGUGUCUCUGUACCUGAACCCAGGCAAGCAGCAGAAGCAGAGGAGCACUAUCAUCAAGAACAGCAGGAACCCCGUGUUCAACGAGGACUUCUUCUUUGACGCGGUGCCCGCCACCCAGGUCAAGAGCCUGGCCAUGAAGAUGAAGGUGGUGAACAAGGGCACCAGUCUGAAGAGAGACGUGCUGCUGGGGGAGAGGGAGGUGCUGCUCAGCGAGCUGCUGCCAGGCUUCUAG
Coregonus sp. 'balchen' is the source of this 1418-nucleotide messenger RNA. The record is from the annotation of a GenBank genome assembly. Lineage: Eukaryota; Metazoa; Chordata; Actinopteri; Salmoniformes; Salmonidae.